Messenger RNA from Apus apus (common swift), 555 nucleotides. Its product is annotated as natriuretic peptides A-like. Gene Ontology annotation, cellular component: cytoplasm; nucleus; extracellular region. The transcript is spliced from 3 exons. Gene Ontology annotation, biological process: cGMP biosynthetic process; negative regulation of systemic arterial blood pressure; neuropeptide signaling pathway. Lineage: Eukaryota; Metazoa; Chordata; Aves; Apodiformes; Apodidae. Gene Ontology annotation, molecular function: hormone receptor binding; hormone activity. The record is from RefSeq and is a predicted model, not a curated record. Bases 48 to 443 code for a protein of 131 amino acids.
AAGCAGCGACACGGUGCUGAGCUGGACAUAGGAUAGGAUAGGAGAGGAUGCAGCUCCUGGGUCUGUGCUGCGGAGCCUCGCUGCUCCUGCUGCUCCUGCCAUGGGCAGCCCCGCAGCCGGCUGGCAGCAAGCACGGAGCGGAGCUGCAGUCCCUGCAGGACCUGUUGGAGGCGCUGGGGCAGCUCUGGGAGGAGGAAGGGGAACCGGGCUUGGAAGAGGAGCCGGGGGCCGGGGCUGAGGAUGGCGACUCCGAGUGGGACCUCCCGGCGCCCAGCCCUCCCCAGCCGGCGGAGGGGCAGAGCCAGUGGAGGAGCCUCCUCUCCUCCUACAGACGGAGGCAUUUCUCCAGCUGCUUCGGGACGAGGAUGGAGAGAAUCGGCGCGCAGACGGGGCUGGGAUGCAACCAGUACCAAGGCCGUGUCUGGAGGAGACGGAGAAGCUGAAGCCAUGACUGGUUCCCAAGAGCAUCCUGAGCCUUCGGGCUGGUGCCCAGCAGCCAGCCAAGCUCCCCCCGGGGCCUCUGCAGGGGUGGGGUACGCGGCAAUAAACUUUUGU